CCGGAGCGGCGGCCGCACGAUGGCGCCGCGGCGCAGUCCCGCCCCCGGGCCGCCCCCGCGCUCCGGCAGAGGCUGCGGGAUGGCGGCGGCGCGGGGCCGGGUGCUGUGCCUCUUCGACGUGGACGGGACGCUGACGCCGGCUCGGCAGAAAAUCGAACCGGAGGUGGACCGCUUCCUGCAGGAGCUGCGCGGCAGGGUGCAGAUCGGCGUGGUGGGGGGCUCCGAUUACUCCAAGAUCGCCGAGCAGCUGGGAGAGGGCGACGAAGUCGUCGAUAAGUUUGAUUACGUCUUCGCCGAGAACGGCACCGUGCAGUACAAGAACGGGCGGCUGGUGGCCAAGCAGGCCAUUCAGGACCACCUGGGAGAGGAGCUGCUGCAGGACCUCAUCAACUUCUGCCUCAACUACAUGGCGCUGCUGAAGCUGCCCAAGAAACGAGGAACCUUCAUUGAGUUUCGCAAUGGGAUGCUGAACAUCUCCCCCAUUGGGAGGAGCUGCACACUGGAGGAGCGGAUCGAAUUCUCUGAGCUGGACAAGAAAGAGCGGAUCCGGGAGAAGUUUGUGGCAGCCCUGCAGAGGGAAUUUGCUGGCAAAGGGCUACGUUUCUCUCGAGGUGGCAUGAUCAGCUUCGACGUCUUCCCAGAGGGCUGGGACAAGCGCUACUGCCUCAACGUGCUGGACGAUGAGAGGUUUGACACCAUCCACUUCUUCGGGAACGAGACCACCCCCGGAGGGAACGAUUAUGAAAUCUAUGACGACCCCCGGACGGUGGGACACAGCGUCCAGUCCCCCCAGGACACGGUCCAGCGGUGCCGUGAAAUCUUCUUUCCUGAGAGAGCGAAUGAGUGCUGACUGUGAGGGUCCUGCAGCCCUCCUCCCUUCUCUCCCCCACGAAGAAAAGCACCUUCGUUUGAGGAAUCUGCUCAGGGUAGACUGAAAAACACUUGCCGGUGCUGGUCAGGGAGCUGUUGUGUGAGUGCAGGGGGUGUGCAGAAGGGGGCUGUUGUUGGUCAGCCCUUUGGCACUCCCAAUUUGUGGCUGAGGUCUGUGGGACCAAGCAGUCCUUCCUCCAGCAGAACUUCUCUCUUGCCAGCUGGGGCCUCAGUGGGCAGCGAUACAUUCCUGCCUUCUGGACCCAAAUGCCAGGGCCAGAUUUAACCACAUCUGUCUAUGUGCGUGUGUCUGUCCGUCCUUCUCUUGUUCCCUUCUCUGUUUUGCUGUGUUGCUCUUCAACGCCUCUGCACAAGGGAAUUUGUCUCUCAUGUUUCUCUCCCACUUUGCCAGCGGCUUCCCAGCAGCCUGCACACAAUUGCAGCAUGGCUGAGGCACCUCUGGGUCCACCUGGCCCAACCCCUGCACCCAGAGCAGGGUACCCAAGCCCACGUCCAGGCGGCUUCUGAAGAUCUCCAAGGAGGAGACCCCACAGCCUCUCUGGGCAGACUUUGCCAGUGCUUAAUCUUCCCAUCCAUGUGUCCAUUACAUGUCACAGAUGCGUUACUAUAAAGCCUUACCCAAGGCAUUCAUAGCAGACUAAGUCCCCUUCCUUCCUAGUGCUCAGCUCUCCUGCUACAUCCUGCUUCCUCCCGCUGUCCUCGUGCUGUCAUUGCCCAUCCACACAUGCCCGUUGCCCAUGGAGCUGGGCUCAGAGAGAAGUUUCCCAAUGGCUGCCACCCUUUAACCACGGGACCAAAGCAAAAGCUGGUGCUUCUGGGCCUGAGGCAGUUUUUCACAGUCCCUGAGAGGACUUUGGUCCCGCUGCCUGGCCCUGCUCGCGCUGCAGUGGUGUGUGACCAGCACUGGUGGGUGCUUUCUUCUCCGUGUGACGGUACCUCUUCAACACAUCAGUCUGUAAACGUAUCCAAUUUGCAUGAGUGCAGCGGCCUGGCAUCCAGAAAUCUCCAACAAAUGCACAAAUACCUCUCUCUACCCAGAGAAAAUCUGUGGGAGGGGGGGACAUGUUGGAGAAGCCUGAAUGCGGAGUGCCCUCUUCACGGGCCGCCAUUUUGACCCUCCACGUCAGCGCUCAUGGAGGAACCUUGUGUUUUGUGGUUCCUCCUCUUUCACUGAGGAUCAGGGUGUGGUUUAUUUUUCCUGUGAGUCUAUUUCAAGUCAGCAGGAUUUCUGUGUUGUUUGGCAGUGAGGCUGCAAGGCACUGUGGUGGCCCUGGGGGCUGAGGUGAUCUGUUUGCUCCCCAUGCUGUCUGUAGGGCCGCUCAUGCUGUGCGUGAGGGGACAACCUGUCCUGCCGUAGCUCUGGCUGCAGCCUGGCUGGGUUCUCUGGAGUUUCUCAGAGGCAGGGAAGCUUCCCUUUGUCUGCCCCAUAGCGUGGCCACGGGUUUCUCCCCAUGGGUGUGUGAGUGAGUGGAUGCGGUGGGCCCUGUGGUGGGAACCGUAUGGCUCUGUAUCUGUGCGAGGUGGGCAGCUCCUGUCUGACUGGUACCAACUGUUAGAUUAGAAAUAAAUUUAAAGAAAUAAAUAUAUAAAUAUAUAUAUGUAUACAAAUCCUAUUAAAGCCACAGUGUGCAGUUGUCA
Molecule: messenger RNA, 2529 nt
Organism: Gallus gallus (chicken)
Lineage: Eukaryota; Metazoa; Chordata; Aves; Galliformes; Phasianidae
Gene: PMM1
Product: phosphomannomutase 1
Exons: 8
Coding region: 20-850 (276 amino acids)
Biological process (GO): protein N-linked glycosylation; GDP-mannose biosynthetic process; mannose metabolic process
Cellular component (GO): cytosol
Molecular function (GO): phosphomannomutase activity
Source: RefSeq, a predicted model, not a curated record